Molecule: messenger RNA, 2165 nt
Organism: Guyanagaster necrorhizus
Lineage: Eukaryota; Fungi; Basidiomycota; Agaricomycetes; Agaricales; Physalacriaceae
Product: cytochrome P450
Exons: 14
Coding region: 432-2039 (535 amino acids)
Molecular function (GO): heme binding; monooxygenase activity; oxidoreductase activity, acting on paired donors, with incorporation or reduction of molecular oxygen
Source: RefSeq, a predicted model, not a curated record
GUUCUAUCACUGUAAUUCUCCGUUCCUUCAAGUUACAACCCAGACCUCGGUCGGUAACUGGAAAAUACCUCUAGGCGAGACGUAUACAUCGUCAAUUCGGACAACCGCAACAUUGUUAAACUCCACCUUUGGUUCAUGAAUCUUAAUCUUAAUCAUCACCCGGGCUUUUCGAAGGACUUCUGGACUUUGAAGGCAUUCGAGUCGCCUAGUGCCGGGCCGUUGACUGAAGUUUGCUUAUGUCCUAGUAGUCUUUUGGCCUUGUUAUUGAUGUAAUGUGGCUCAUUUCAAGCCCCACUUUUUGGCUUCGUCUUGGAAUGGGGAUGAAGCCCUGAUGUUCUGGAAGAAUCCUGUUGCCUUCUUGAACCUUUUCCGUCACUGCGCUUUAUGUUUCGACUAUAAAGCGCCGCCCAAAUAGCAUAGAUGUAUCAACCAUGGAGCCCACUUCUCUGUUUAUCGUCGCGCUUCUUGCCAUUGCCAUCAUUAUUUUAAUCUCCAGGCAAAAACGUUCUGUCGUCAACCAGCUUCGGGGUCCUCCUGUGGAUUCCUGGCUUCUCGGUAAUGAAUAUGCAAUCAAGCAUCAAGACCAAGUCGGCGAUUUAGACUUUCCUUGGUAUCGUGAAUACGGUGCAGCCUUCCGUGGAGCUGUUUGCUAUGGCCAAGAUGUAUUGGUUCUUGGCGAUGCGAAAGGUCUACAGCACGUCCUUCACGGCUCUGGGUACCGUUAUCCCAAACUCCCCGAUACAGAUUAUAACAUGAAUAUCCUAUUUGGGCGGGGAAUCGUCACCGUAGCUGGAUCUAUUCAUCAACGGCACCGGAAAGUUAUGAAUCCCGCUUUCUCUGCAGCACAACUUCGGACGUUUCUCGGCGUCUUCCAACGAUCAGCGAAGAAGUUCUCUGGAAAACUCACCGACAUGGCUGAAAACGGACAACUGAAUAUUGAUACGAAGCUAUGGCUUGGCAAACUGACUUUGGACAUUAUUGGCGAAAGUGCCUUUGGAUACAAAUACGGCGCGGUAGAUGACGAAAAUGAUAAACUGGCUAAUAUAUUAAGCACUUUAUUCUAUGAUGCGGGAGCACUUCCUUCCCGUGCUGGAAUACUGUUUUCGGCAUUGCCUAGAAUCAUGCCAAAGCCCCUCCUUCAACUCAUGGAUCUCAUUCCUUCCCGGCAAAAGACGCAUUUCUCAAGUUUCAAUGUCGCUGCCAAAAAGGUUGGACGAGAACUUUUCAAAGAGAAUGUGGAGGGGAAAGAUUUCGAUUCAUCUUCCGGCAAGGACGUUCUCAGCAUCUUAGCGCGGGCCAACGCCCAGGAAGAAGAGAAGAAGAGGUUGAGUGACGAUGAAGUCCUUGCUCAGAUAGCGACACUUACCUUGGCAGGACACGAGACAACUGCAUCUACGCUUACCUGGACUCUAUUCGAACUAUGCAAUCACCCUGCGCAGCAAGAUCGUAUUCGGGCAGAAAUAGCGCAAGUCCGGAGCCGGUAUCAAACCAAAGGCGAACUCACUUCGGCGGAUUACGAUAGUAUGCCGUUUAUGAAUGCUGUGAUCAAGGAAACUCUUCGAUUCCAUCCUAUCGUUCCCACCCUGUUUCGUGUCGCAGCUUGCGAUGAUAUCAUCCCACUUGCUGAUCCAGUCACCACUUCUACGGGAGUCAAACUCACUGAAAUCCACGUGGAGAAGGGCCAGCUGGUUGAGAUUGGAAUCGGUUACUACAAUCGUAAUCCAACGGUGUGGGGCUCUGAUGCCGACGUUUGGAAUCCAGAUCGAUUCUUGGGUCAACUGGAUAAGCAGACUACAGUUGGAGUUUAUGCUAACCUUCUCUCUUUCAGCGCUGGAGUCCGCGCUUGCAUCGGCUGGCGUUUCGCCGUUAUGGAGCUGCAAGUCAUCCUGUUUGAACUGCUCGAGUCUUUCGAGUUUGCUCUCCCUAAUGCAAGCAUCGACAUCAAGCGACAACAUGCCGGGUUGAUGAUUCCCAUGGUGCGGGAUGAGAUGUCUAAAGGUACUCAGAUGCCGAUGCGCUUGAUUCCGAGCCCCAUCUAAUGACUGAAGUCGUUUUCUUUAUCCAUGUACAAUAGCUACUGAUUAUCUGUGUACUGACUCUGUAAACAAAUGGACAUACAUGUACCUGCCUGAUUCAAUAUAGGUGUAAUGAACUCAGAAACUCGG